Messenger RNA from Caenorhabditis auriculariae, 7358 nucleotides. The record is from the annotation of a GenBank genome assembly. NCBI's taxonomy places the organism in Eukaryota, Metazoa, Nematoda, Chromadorea, Rhabditida, Rhabditidae.
AUGGCUGGUGUGAAUCGCAGCCGCAACCGCGACGCGCCGAGCCAUUCCAAAUGCGGCCAAGGCUCACCAGAAAUGGCUAAAUUGGUCGGUUCUGGACGGACGACAGCUCACACCAUGAGGCCUGUAGGCCACACACCGACUGUGGUAUCCGUAAAAACUCUCUUCGAAAAAUUCCAAAGCCGUGGUCGCAUUUGGAAUGGCUUACGAAGCUGCGAAGCCACUCCUAAGUAAAACUCACGUCUUUGGGGCAUCCUCAAGUGGAGUUCGACUUUGGAUAGACGAGAACUGUUUAAAUAUUAUCACAAUCGCAUUUGGAAUGGCUCUUCAUGUUCUGUAUCAAUUUAAAGUUAAAAUUUAGCAAUCGAUAGGUCUAAUAGAUGCUGUUUGCCAAAAAGAUAAGUAUGAAAAUAAAUUAACUUAUUCAAAACACCCUGGUUCAUCAUUACACGAUAGGCCAUUCUAAAUGCGACCACCUUGUAUGAAGAAAAUCAACUAUAUUUUCAGGAGAAUGGGAAUUGUGAAAUCGAAACGAUUUUUUUUAAAUCGAUUUUUCUCGUUGCUAUUAGGAGGGGGACUUCCUGAUGGUUCCAAAAGUUUACUGAAAAAAAUUAAAAAGGUACAAAAUCAAGCAUUUUCUACUUGAAAAACCUUGAAGACUAAAAAUAACCAGAAGAAGCUACAGGAAGUGAGAGAAAACCCAGAAAGAAGAGAUCUUUUGAAAAUCAAAAAAAAAAACCCGGUUUUGAAUUUCAAAGUCACUGAGCAGACGUGGAAAGGUUCAGAAGAAGCCCAGAAGUUCAAAAAAAAGUCAAGAAAGUCUAAGACAGCCUUCAAAUCGUCCGAAACAGGAAUCUGACUCUCAGAAGUCUGUCUUUUAAUACUCCACGGUUUUGGAAAAAUGCCUCGAAGGAUCCUAUCAAAAUCACUUCCGAGAAACUUUAAUGAAGAAAAAUUCUGAAAGAGUGUGUCAAAAAAAACUUUCUGCACUCUAAUUUUUGACUUUUUUUUUUACAUAUUCUUUAGAGCUGUGUGAGAAAUUAUUGUUUCCAGCGCCAGAAAUCCUUUUUUUUUGUCUCCCCAACAUCAUACGAUUCGACUCUCAAGGUAUCUGUUUCAAUAGUUGGGUUUAAAAAACAGUUUGAACUUCAUAAGGCCCAUUAUUUGCACAAAGCGUGCUCCAUGGAUAAAAAUUCGAAUUUCUUUUCUGUAGAAGUUUCUUCAAGCUGAAUCGCGAAGUUUUUUAAAACAUGAAGGCUUGGAAUUGAUUAUAAAAAAAAUUUUGCCUAAAAAUCUUUUUUUGGAUCCUCCAAUGGCCUCAAAGGCAUACCAAAGUUGUAUUAAUAAAGCUCAUUUUUUUUCCAAUAUAUAAAGAUGUAAAUUCCCCUUGACACUUACACUUACUUUUCUUAGAAAGCAUCCCAAAUGAUCUCACAGAUCAACCGUUGGAAGUCGUACUUUUAUUUAUCUUUCGCUCCGCCGCUUCCAAAACUGGAGCUGAUAUAUCACCACUUUGAUUACGAUUGCACUCACGAGAUGGGAAAUUCUAAAAACUGUACUCAUCGGCAGAUAUCAGGGGCCUCAUUAGGAGAUUUUGGAAAUGCGUCAUCGCAAAAGAAGCUGAAAAAAAAGGGCUUGAAGCGACGUGAAACUUCCUCAUUUUCGAAUGGAAUGAGCGCCAGCGCCAUGUACCGGCUCCACGAGGCGGACCACGUCGCCAUCGUCCACAGUCCCGACGCUACCGUAACCACAACCUCGUGGAUGUUGGUUCAACUUUUCGAAACCACUUUGUGAAAACCUGUUAUCUCGUGAUUUUUUUUUUUUUGAUGGCUGCAAAACAAGCGGAAAAAAGCUUACAACACCACUCUACCAGAUUCCCAUUAAAAGCAGUUUUAAUGAACUAGUCACAAGCGCAAAAACAAGUUCUUAUGUAUCGAUGUCAGAACAGUGAUCAUUAAUGAGAUUUUUUAUUCAGGUGAUGAAAGCAUAAAAGUUCCUUUUCACAAAACUUUGAUGGUAUGACAAAAUCUCAAGUCAGCAAAUCUUAAGGACCGUAUGUGUACGCAGAUCUCGAGGCCCAUUUCCCCCAUUUGGCCUUGAGAUCUGCGUACACAAGAUUACGGCCCUAAGACCAAAAUCUUGGAAACAACCAUCUUGGAAAGUUAAAACCAUCGCUUUUGCGAAAAGUUUAUCAGAAAUUGUUUCAGUGAUAGGGUUUUGACGUUUUAGUGGCCACUAUAGUAGUCAAAUUAGUGGCCACUUAAGGAGUUAAAAAUGGCCACUAUAGAGGUCUAAGUGCCACUACUGACCACUAAAAAUUUUAGUGGCCAAUUUAGGGGUCAAUGGAUUAACAUAACUGGUCCAAUCUGUUUUUUUCAGAAGUAUCAGAGUUACUGGAAGGAAUACUGGAUGAAAAACUACUGAAGUGGCCACUAAAACGGAAAAUAGUGGCCACUAUUGAGUUGGAUUUAGUGGCCACUUUAGUGUCCUCUCCAAGUAGUCCUUGGCGAGCUUCUAUAGUGGCCACUAAAAAUUUUCCCAGUAAGCAGAAAAAGUGCAAUAACUAAGAAGGAAAUGAGAGAUUUUUGCUUGCCAAGAUUGAGGUUUCCAAGAUUUUGGUUUCGAGGAUAAUGGGCCUUGAGAUCGGCGUACACAAGAUUACGGUUCUCAAGAUUUUCGGACUAAUUUUUUGUCGUAUCAUCGAAAUUUUAUGAGAGGUUUAGGUCCACUGACAAGGAAUGUAAUUUCACUUCAUGGUUGAGAGUUUCCUAAAAGUCAGAAGACUAUUUUAUGUUCCAGAUGAAGAUUCUGAAAGUGUGGGCAACUUUCCAGUUUUCGAGAGAAGACACUUCAAAGUUGGUGAAAAUCAUCAAAACCUAAAAAAGCCCAUUUUCCGAGUUUGAGACCCUAUUUCUCAAAAAUUAGGAUGUUAGGCAGGUUGAGGCUUUCAGGACCUUCAUCUAGUACGUCAAAAAAUAUUCUGGCUCCGGAAAUUCCCAGCCAAAUUUUGAAAUGACCCUCCUUGUAUUAUUUGAAGUUCUAGCCAGUUGUGAGUAAAGUAAAAACUAUGAAAAAUAAAUCAAUAAAUUAUUUUGGAGGAACCUGUUUUCAGACCUAUUUAGCCAUACACAACUCCAGCAUGCUGAGAAAAUUUUAAGUGGCCACUAUAGAGGCUCGCCAAGGACUACUUGGAGAGGGCACUGAAGUGGCCACUCGACCCACCUCUAUAGUGGCCACUAUUUUCCUUUUUAGUGGCCACUAUAGAUGUUCUCCAUUUAGUAACCACUUCAGUAGUUUUCCAUCUAGUAUUCCUUCUAGUAACUCUGAUAGUUUUAUACAUACAGACUGGACCAGCUAUGUUGAUCCAUUGACCCCUAAAGUGGCCACUAAAAUUUUUAGUGGUCCGGUAGUAGCACUUAGAUCUCUAUAGUGGCCACUAGUUUCAACCUCUAAAGUGGCCACUAAUUUGACUACUAUAGUGGCCACUGAAACGUCAAAAAUCUAUAGAGACCACUAAACAUUUUUCCAGUAAUGCAAUUUUUCACAUACGAUUUUAAGCUCAAAGGUUCUUUUAUUGACAGAAAAAUACUUUCCGUUAAAAUUCAACUGUUUUCAAUCGGAAGCUUAGCCCUGUACAACACCUUCAAUUAAAAAACCUUUAAAAAAAAUUCAGUUCCGAGCCGCAAAAAAAAUAAAUGAUCCGUCCGGGGAACCGAUCCCAAGAACUUUUGCGCCUCAUCUAGCCACCCUCCCACUAAGCUAUCCAACCAUCUUCGUUUGCAGAAGUCUACUCGGCCUAACACCUUCGUCACGCCGCGGCGCACGUCGUCUGUCAAAAUUCCUUGCCGGCAUGGUGCUCUUGGCGUUAUUACUGGCUCAAAACUUCGUCGCCGCUGCCAUUUUUUGGGUUUGGCGCUUUUUUUUUUGAGCCAAGUGCGCCCUACGGACAACUUGAAGAGUUUGAGAACGCUUCAAGCCUUCUUAGGUCUCGAAAAGGAACACGACUAAUUUAUUUUCUGUCCCUAGAGCGCACUUCUACCACCAUCUGAAUAUUUCCUUCACCAAAUUUUUUAAAACUCAUUUUUUUCAGUUAGCUGAAGCAAACUCGAUACCCAAAGAUACUUUCUCUCAUCAAGAUUGCCUGAAAUUGGCGCAUGACCAAAUCAAAUUGGAUCCUCGAGUGUCGAACAAAUUUGAGGCGGAUAACUUGAUCAACAGGACCUUAUCUCUUGUCGAUAAAUGUUUGAAAGAGUGGGUUUUAUUUAUUUUUUUUCCUCAAGACACUAGGAUUUGAACGGUGUAUAAUAUACUAAAAGGGAGAGAUCACAGUGAUUUGAGAGAAUUCAGAGAAACGAAGUCUCUUUAAAAGGCCAUUUUUUGAAAAACUGUUCCAUAAUCAUACUCUUUCCAAGCUUUUCAAGCCAAAAUCCCAGUCAACUUCUCAAAACUCCUCAUCAUUACUCAUAUUACAGAAGUACACGAAUUGAUUCCCUGCCCAAAGGCUUUAUGUUCGCCUGGUCGGUUUACACUACGAUCGGCUACGGUAAUUUUGUAAGUUUUUUUUUCUGAUGACGUCACCAAUCUACCGUACUCCUCAUACAGUAUCCUCAUUCUAUGGUCGGCCAACUUCUCGCCACCAUCUACGCCUUGCUAACCAUUCCAUUAUAUGUCGCCGUUAAGGUUCUUUUUUUUUCUUCUCUCGAGCCAUUCCAAAUGCGGCACCCCUUGGAUUUUCAGGCAGAGUUGGGUUAUUUCUUAUCAAUUUCCACACUUCAUUUGGCCAAUGGAAUCAAGUUAAUUUGUCAAUUUAUACGAAAAAGGUGGGGCAUUUGAUUUUCCGGAGUACAAUCAAAGUUUCAGGAUGCGAAAGAAAUCGUCGUUUACGGUAACGCGGUACAGUAACCCGAAGGCUCGAGACUAUGCGAUUUUUGUGACUUGCUGCGUCGUCUGCAGCAUUAUGGUCAUCAUUUUCACCGUUGUUUUUUCGGUGGGUUACUGUAGAAAAUGGUUUUCAUACAUCGGGUGGAUCCCACCUCAGAUUCUUGAGUGCGAACAAAAUAGGGGGGGGGGACGCAAUUUGAGGGGGGUACACCGCAAUCCCGGGGUGGGGUCCAGCCGACGUAUGAUCUGAAGAAAGCUUAUUGUUCAUAUUCUACAAUGAGCAGCUAACUUCAAAAAACGCUUAUAAGUUGACUUAAUGCGUUGCGGUCGCGCUGCGGCACAAACUGGAAGUCUCCAAUGCUUCAAAUACCAACUUGCGAAAGUCGUUUAGAGGUCGGAGUUACUUUUGAAGCGAUUUUAAAGCGAUCUUUUUUGAAUAAACCUCAUAGAAAUUUUUGGCAAAAAAAUCUAUCUCUCCAGAGGAGUCGAACUUUGGUCAUAAAACUAGAAGUUUAAUACUUUAUCCAUUGCUCCAAGAGAAGAGGAGGUGGAUAAGACAUCUCAAUUCUUAGCUAACGGAAGACCAACCGCUGCUCACCUCCCUGUACUUCACGGUCAUCUCCGUCCUCCUUGUCGGCCUUGGUGACGUCACGCCGUCGCAUCUGAAUCCGUUCCUCAUCAUUUACUGCCCGAUUUUCAUCGUCGCCGACAUCCUGUCAAGCCACAUCCUCUACUAUAUUCAUGUGAGUUUUUUUUUUGUCCUCUUUUAAAAUUAUUAUGAAGCUUCGGGAACCUACAGAAAGGGGAAAAAUUGGUUAUUCGCAUUUUUUUUUCUUCCCUAAGAUUUGAGAAGGUUUCCUUGCUUAUGAAACGAUUGUACAUACGAAAUUACAUAUUUUUCACAGAAACAGGAAAAAAAAUCACCGAAUUUCGAAAAAAACUUUUUCAUACCAAUAAUUGCACUGUAUCCCUAUUGAAAAAAAUAAAUUCGAAAAAAAUACUUUUUGUCCGAAUUUUUUUGAUUCACAAUAUCUUUUUAAUAUUAGUACGUAUCGGAAAUGACUUUUUCACUCGAAAAUCCAAAAAAACCAAAGGGAUUGAAUCAUUUUUUUCAUAUCAAUAUUUUGACCGGUCCAAAAAAACUCUUUUUCUGAAAAAUUUUUUUAAAUUUCUUAUUUUUUUGCCUUUUUUUCGAAAUUUUUGUAAGCCAUUUCCUUGUUCAGAAUUUUUCUGCUGAACUCAAAAAAAUAUAACUUUUAUCAAGAAAAUCGCAAUUUAUGACACUUUAAAGACCAAAAAUGACUGGAUCAAAAAAAGCUAAAUCUUCAUUUUUCAUGUUUUUCAAAAUUCGAAAAAUUUUUAAAAAUAUCAUGUUUAAAGAGAAUUUCAGGGUCGAUUACGGCUUUCGGCGCAUCUGCUGACUCGCAAAAUCCUCAGGAUGCCCUACGGCGUUUCCAAGAGGAACAACGAAAUUUCGGUGGAUUCGGAAGAGGCCGACGUGCCCCACGUCACAACCACCUGCAUGCCCAUGAGUUGGUUUUUGAAAAUCGCGAAAAAUAAUUGUGAAUAUUUGGAAAAGAACUUCUUAAGAAGUUAAAACUCAUUUCUGAAGCUGAAAAUGACUAGAAAAAAAAAACUGAAAAUGAAAUUCAAGCUCGAAUAAUAUAGCUGAUUGACGGCUGGUUUGAGCCAUCGAGAAAAGGGUCCUGACACGAAGAGACACGAGACAGCGUCUGUUUGGUGGAGAAUGCAGACAUGCCACGCCUUUUUGCGUCCCAAGCUAGCCGUGAAUCGUCUAUAAGAGUUUUUACUUGGCAGAUAUUUGAAAAAUGAUUGAAUGUGUCGAUAAUUUUGACGCAGAUAAAAAAGCCUUUUUGAAGUUUGUUCUAACCAUUUUCAUAGCGAAACUGAGUUCCAAAAAGUUGAAAAUUUCUGAAAAUAGCCUAAAAUAAUUUCAGAUUCCUAAUUGAAGGUGAAUUUUUCUUUACAAAGCAACUUCGAGCUCGAAUAAUAAGUUUGGAAAAAAAUAAUUGAAUGUGUCGAUAAUUUUUGACGCAGACAAAAAAAGCCUUUUUUUGAAGUUUGGUUCAACCAUUUUUUUAUAGCGAAACUGAGUUCCAAAAAGUUGAAAAUUUCUGAAAAUAGCCUAAAAUAAUAUCAGAUCCCUAAUAGAAGGUUAAUUUUUUUCUUUACAAUGCAUUCAAAAGGAAUUUUUCCAACAUCAAAUUUCAAGCUUACUGGUAAACUCUAGCGAAUUAUCAGAGAAAAAAAUCAUAAUUUACUUCUUUUCUGAUAGGAAUAAUCUCUUUACAGGGCUUUUUUUCUCAAUUUUUUUGGUUUAAAAUUACAAAACCUUCAUUUUAGACGUGUUGAGCUGCGAAAGGGUCGAAAAACAAUUCGACGAGGCUUUGCUCCAACCAGCUUAUCACCCAAGUAGUGGCGCCAACAGCGAGGACGAAUGCGACAGUAAUUCAUCAUAA